Messenger RNA from Guillardia theta CCMP2712, 732 nucleotides. RefSeq lists its product as hypothetical. The record is from RefSeq and is a predicted model, not a curated record. Gene Ontology annotation, biological process: proton motive force-driven ATP synthesis. The coding region runs from base 16 to 624 and encodes 202 amino acids. Lineage: Eukaryota; Cryptophyceae; Pyrenomonadales; Geminigeraceae. Gene Ontology annotation, molecular function: proton transmembrane transporter activity. The transcript is spliced from 7 exons.
AAACAAGUCGCCGCCAUGCGCUUCGGUGCGCGGUUGCUUCAUGCACCAGUGAAAACUGGAAUCCGAUCCUUCGCUGGAAACAUGGUUCAACGAAGACAGAACUCUUCGAAUGCCUUCACUGAGGAGCUCAUGAAGAAAUUCGGACUCACGACACCUAUCCACACAACGCCAGCCCCUGAUUUGAACAAGUACCUCGACAACAUGGCUUCGCCUGAGGCCAAGGCACAUGGAGAAGCUUUGAAGGCCAGGAUUGCUGAUAUCAAUUCCAGAUUGGCCUCUGCCAUGAAGGCAAAACCAGUGAACUGGGAGGAGUAUGAGAAGACUGUUGGAUAUCCUGGCUUGGUUUCCAUGUUGAAGGAGCGCUUGGAUUCUUUUGAGGCAACGAAAUUCAGCAGCCCAUAUCAGCAGGAGCUGCAGACUCGCUUUGCGGAAAUUAUUGAAGAAGCCGAGGCUUUGACUAAGCAAGCUCAAGAUGCUAACAAGGAGCUCGAAGCAAGAUUGAAUGAAUUGGAGCAGCAAUCUUCCUGGGAGGACGUGACCAUCGCCGAAGCGCUGGAGCGUGAUCCUGCAAUCAAGCGCGAGAUUGAGCAGGACAUUGAGAAAGGACACUUCUGGGUGCAAUGAAGCGAAAGGACAUUGCACUCCCCAAUGGUUGAUUAGGAUGAGCUGGAUGGAUUCUAGACCUUGCAUGACGAUCAAAGUUGGAAAAAUAAUUAAAUGCAGGCAGCAGAC